Clonostachys byssicola is the source of this 846-nucleotide messenger RNA. Lineage: Eukaryota; Fungi; Ascomycota; Sordariomycetes; Hypocreales; Bionectriaceae. The record is from the annotation of a GenBank genome assembly.
AUGUCCGACAACGGUAGAGAGCCCCAGGCGCAUCGGCAGCAGCAGCAAUCACCACAGCCCAUCGCCCACGGCUCCUACCAUGACGACCAGGACGCCGCCGCCGCUGCCCCCGAGCUCCCCCGCUUCGAGCCAAUCUUCACCCUCCUGACCAACUCGUCCACAAACGAGACCAUCCACCCGCGCGUCCGCUACCUCUUCGCCGACGACGACCCCUCGUCCAUCAUCGCCCACGAGGCAGACCACAACGCCGACGCCUCCUCGCCCGGCGCCGCUGCUCACCGCACCCUCGUCGUCGACCUCGCCCCCCGCGACCCUUCUUCCACCACCACCAACAACACAACCGCGAACAACUGGUCCGUCUCCUGGGCCGCCAGCCUGAGCCCCGACUUCGCCAUCACGGACUCCCACCUCCUCCCCAUGCAGCAGGGCGACCACCCCGACACAACAACCUCCACAACCAACCCCGGCGCCCACAAUGGUUCCUCCUCCUCCUCCCCCAACGGCGGCCUAAUGCUCCGCAUCGACGGCGUCGAGCGCGAGCCAGUCGACGUGAGAGGCGGGCCCUCAGCAAGCAGCAGCAACAGCCUACCGGGCAGCAGCGGCUCGGCAACAGCAGCGGCGGGCCGCGAGGACGUCGAGGCCCUGGUGGACGACUUCAGGCGCCGCAUGGGCGUGCUGAAAAAGGUCGUCGGCGAGGGCGAGCGGCGCAGGGAGGCCGUCCGCGCGGAACAGGAGCGGCACGAGCAGCAGCAUGAGCACCCGCCAGAGGGAGCCGCCGGCAGCCCGGGUCUGGAUGCGGACGCGGAGGGCGUCGAGGAGCAUGAUCACAUGAGGGAUAGCGGAUGA